GGACAACCUCGAAACGGAAUACAAAGAAUGGGCCAACACAACCCAAAGCAGCAACGGACAAUUAUCAAGAGGGCCCAUAUUCUUUAUCAUGAAAUCACUAUUAGAGGGUACAAAUUACAAUCAACAUCAUUUUGGGUGAACUGUUAGCCGGCAAAGCCAAGGAAUCCGAAUCACGACUACUUUAGAGACCCAAAAAUCCAGGAAACUGCCCGUUUUUUAAUCUUUCUUUCUUUAUUCAUUAUUCCUUAUUUAAAUUGGUGAACCGUUCUUUUCCCUUUUCAAAACGGUUGCAUUCAUAAUUCAUUCACCACAUUAUAAUCAAUCAUCACAAACCCAUGAUUCUCUUCAUCUUCAUGCAAAUUGACGGGAAAAAAUUUCUGGGUUUUUGGUGAAGAAGAUUCUAGAAUGGCCCAUCCGCCGGAAAUGGAAUUCCGGCCGUUUAAUAGGUGGGUUUCAUGGGUGGUGCCGUCGUUUGUGGUGGUGAAUGUGGUGUUGUUUUUUAUAACAAUGUAUGUGAAUGAUUGCCCCAAGUAUUCUUUCUCUUGCUUUGCUAGGUUUUUGGGAAGGUUCUCUUUCCAACCUCUCAAGGAAAAUCCUCUUCUUGGUCCUUCUUCUGCUGCGUUGGAGAAGAUGGGAGCUUUGGAGGUGAAUAAGAUUGUGAUACAACAUCAAGCUUGGCGGUUGAUUACCAGCAUAUGGCUUCAUGCUGGGGUAGUACAUAUCCUUGCAAAUAUGUUGAGCCUUGUAUUUAUUGGCAUACGACUUGAGCAAGAGUUUGGUUUUGUAAAGAUAGGUUUGUUGUAUGUAAUCUCUGGUUUCGGUGCAAACAUAUUGUCAUCUUUGUUUCUCCAAUCUGCAAUCUCUGUUGGUGCUUCUGGUGCAUUAUUUGGUCUUCUAGGGGCUAUGCUCUCUGAGCUGCUUACAAAUUGGACAAUUUAUGCAAACAAGUUGGCAGCUUUGUUGACCCUAAUAUUGAUCAUCAUUUUGAAUCUGGCUGUUGGAGUUCUCCCUCAUGUGGACAAUUUUGCUCAUAUUGGUGGAUUUAUCACAGGGUUUCUUCUUGGAUUUAUGCUUUUGAUUCGCCCGCAAUUUGGAUGGGUGAGCCAAAAGCAUACUUAUGUAGGCUCUUCUGCUGGACCUCGUAAAUCUAAGCACAAGCCAUAUCAGUACGUACUUUGGAUCGUCGCUACUGUAGUCUUGAUUGGCGGAUUUACGGGUGGACUUGUGAUGCUUUUUAGAGGAGCAAAUGGAAACGACUAUUGUUCAUGGUGCCAUUAUUUGAGCUGUAUUCCUUCUUCUAAAUGGAGCUGCAAUUCGCAACAACUGCUUUGUGAGUCGAUGGAGCUCGGAGAUAAAGUGAACGUGACGUGCCUCAGCAAUGGACGAAGCCACGUAUAUCCAUUGGUAGAUGAUAAGUCUUCCCGGGUUCAACGACUUUGCUCUCAGCUUUGCAGUUGACCCUUCUUUAGGCUCUUAUUCUAAGGACUUGGUUGUACUUAUAGCUGCCUUGGCAAGAGAAGGCCUUUGUACAUUGUUAUCAAAUCUUUAAUAUAGGAAAUCAUGCUAUCAUGUCUC
Molecule: messenger RNA, 1575 nt
Organism: Chenopodium quinoa (quinoa)
Lineage: Eukaryota; Viridiplantae; Streptophyta; Magnoliopsida; Caryophyllales; Amaranthaceae
Product: RHOMBOID-like protein 1
Exons: 6
Coding region: 406-1458 (350 amino acids)
Biological process (GO): proteolysis
Cellular component (GO): membrane
Molecular function (GO): serine-type endopeptidase activity
Source: RefSeq, a predicted model, not a curated record